AAUGCCGCCCCGUAGAGCCCCACCCGCAGAGCGGGAUCAGUCAGUAGUCGCAGCCCAGUUCCGGACUUACGCCCCUCCGGUGUUCACUGGAGAGGAGGGCCCGUUGGCCGUAGGAGACUGGAUCCGCAAGAUGGAUCGUAUUUUCCGGAUGAUGGGCAUAUCCGACCAGCACAUGGUCUCUUGUGCCGAGUUUCAGAUAGAGGGUGCGGCCGGCGACUGGUGGGACGAUUACUGGCGUCUCAGGACAGCUGAUGACCGAGACCAGCUGACUUGGGAUCAGCUUAAGGGGAUUUUGGAAACCAAGUACUACCCUCGCCACUUUCGCGAGAGGAUGGAGCGAGAGUUCUAUGACUUGCUUCAGGGAGACCGUUCGGUUGAGGAGUACGAGCGGGAGUUCGCUCGUAAGAGCACCUUUGCACGUCAUCUUGUGGACACCUACGACAAGAAGGCCUCCCUUUUUCGCAACGGCCUGACCAGAGACCUUCGAGUGCUCGUAGCCAACCAUGGCUAUUUGACUUAUGCUGAGACCGUUGAGCGAGCCCAGCAGAUUGAGGCAUCCCAGCUGCUAGACACUCCUGCACAGCCACUAGCUCAAGUGGCACCACUAGCCAGACAGCCAGCUGCCGUCCAGCCAGCCCUGCCAGCGCCACCUCAGCAGGCGCAGCACCGAAACAAGAGGAAGUGGAGAGGUCGCGACGAUAGGAGGAACCGUCGACCAGGAGCCCCAGCUCAGGCAGCACCACCGGUCCCGCAGCCCCCAGCUAUUUGCGCUACUUGUCAGCGCGCCCACCGGGGAGA
Molecule: messenger RNA, 798 nt
Organism: Striga hermonthica
Lineage: Eukaryota; Viridiplantae; Streptophyta; Magnoliopsida; Lamiales; Orobanchaceae
Source: the annotation of a GenBank genome assembly